ACAGCUCCGCCGAGCCAAACACACCUGCGGCUGAGGGCUGAGGGCUGAGAGCAGAAGACGGAGGAAGAGCAGCUGCAGCCGGAGCCCGAGUCGGAGUCGGAGAUCAGUGAGUCCCCCAGGAACAGGCAGGGCUCGGGAGCCGACAGCAUGGAGAAGGCGCACAGCAAGACUGUGGAGGAAGUUCUAGCUUACUUCGGGGUGAAUGAGAACACGGGGCUGAGUCCGGAGCAAGUGAAGCAAAAUGCCGAGCGAUGGGGACCCAACGAAUUGCCGGCGGAAGAAGGGAAGUCCCUGUGGGAACUUGUGCUCGAGCAAUUUGAAGAGCUCCUGGUGCGGAUCCUCCUGCUGGCUGCCUGCGUCUCGUUUGUUCUGGCUUGGUUUGAGGAUGAAGAAACCGUCACUGCUUUUGUGGAACCCUUUGUGAUCCUUCUGAUUCUGAUUGUGAAUGCACUGGUUGGUGUGUGGCAGGAAAGGAACGCAGAGAAUGCGAUCGAGGCACUGAAAGAGUAUGAACCUGAGAUGGGCAAGGUGUAUCGAAUGGACAGGAAGGCUGUGCAGAGAAUCAAAGCCCGAGAUAUCGUGCCUGGGGACAUUGUGGAAAUUGCAGUUGGUGAUAAAGUCCCUGCUGACAUCAGGAUUAUCAGCAUCAAAUCAACAACCCUCCGAGUGGACCAGUCCAUUCUCACAGGGGAAUCAGUCUCUGUCAUCAAACACAGUGACCCAGUACCAGACCCUAGAGCUGUAAACCAGGAUAAGAAGAACAUGCUGUUUUCGGGAACCAACAUCGCAGCUGGGAAAGCGACAGGUAUUGUCGUGGCCACAGGAGUCAGCACUGAGAUUGGCAAGAUUCGAAACCAGAUGGCAGCCACAGUGAAUGAGAAGACCCCUCUUCAGCAGAAACUUGAUGAGUUUGGGCAGCAGCUGUCAAAGGUCAUAUCCCUCAUCUGUGUCGCUGUGUGGGUUAUCAACAUUGGGCACUUCAACGACCCAGUCCAUGGUGGCUCCUGGGUCCGCGGCGCCAUCUACUACUUCAAAAUCGCAGUGGCACUGGCUGUGGCUGCCAUUCCCGAGGGGCUGCCUGCCGUCAUCACCACCUGUCUGGCCCUAGGGACCCGACGCAUGGCGAAGAAGAACGCCAUUGUGAGGAGCCUUCCUUCAGUGGAAACCUUGGGCUGCACAUCAAUCAUCUGCUCUGACAAGACUGGAACACUCACCACCAAUCAGAUGUCUGUUUGUAAGAUGUUCAUUGUUGAUACCGUGGUGGGGGAUAACUGUAAGCUGCAUGAGUUCAACAUCACUGGAUCCACCUACGCUCCAGAGGGAGAAGUAUUAAUGGGAAACAAACCCAUCCAGCCCAGUCAAUUCAGUGCGCUUGUGGAGCUGGCUACUGUCUGUGCACUGUGCAAUGACUCCUCCCUGGAUUACAAUGAGGCAAAGGGAGUUUAUGAGAAGGUUGGUGAAGCUACAGAAACUGCCCUCACCUGUUUGGUGGAAAAGAUGAACGUUUUCAACUCAGACCUCAAUGGCAUCACCAAAGUGGAAAGAGCCACUUAUUGCAACAAUACCAUCAAGCAGCUCAUGAAGAAGGAAGUGACCCUGGAAUUCUCCCGUGAUCGCAAGUCCAUGUCUGUCUUUUGCUCUCCCACCAAACCCACAAUGGGAACAGGAAGCAAGAUGUUUGUGAAGGGGGCUCCAGAAGGAAUCAUUGAGCGCUGCAGCUAUGUCCGUUAUGGUACCUCCAAGGUGGCCCUGACACCUCGUUUGAAGGAAAGGAUCAUGACUGUGAUCAAGGAAUGGGGAUCAGGACGGGACACCCUCCGCUGCCUCGCAUUAGCAACCCGUGACCACCCACCCAAGAAGGAGGACAUGGACUUGGAGGAUCCUACAAAAUUUGUCGAGUAUGAGACUGACCUGACGUUUGUUGGCUGUGUAGGGAUGUUGGACCCGCCAAGAAAUGAAGUUGUUGAUUCUAUUCAGAUGUGUGAGAAAGCAGGUAUCCGUGUCAUCAUGAUCACCGGUGAUAACAAGGGCACCGCCAUUGCCAUUUGUCGGCGGAUUGGAAUCUUUUGUGAAAAUGAAGAUGUGACUGAGAAAGCUUACACCGGCCGAGAGUUUGAUGACCUUACCCUAGACGAGCAGCGGGAGGCCUGUCGCUCCACACGCUGCUUUGCUCGGGUUGAACCAUCCCACAAGUCCAAGAUCAUAGAGUACCUGCAGUCCUUUGAUGAGAUCACAGCUAUGACCGGCGAUGGUGUUAAUGAUGCUCCCGCUCUAAAGAAGGCGGAAAUUGGGAUUGCCAUGGGCUCGGGCACUGCUGUGGCUAAGUCGGCAGCAGAAAUGGUGUUGUCUGAUGACAAUUUCGCCACCAUAGUGUCAGCGGUUGAGGAAGGCCGAGCCAUCUACAACAACAUGAAGCAAUUCAUCCGUUACCUCAUCUCCUCCAAUGUGGGCGAAGUUGUCUGCAUUUUUCUCACCGCUAUCCUGGGUUUGCCCGAGGCCCUGAUUCCUGUCCAACUGCUCUGGGUAAACCUGGUAACAGAUGGUCUGCCUGCUACAGCACUGGGCUUCAAUCCCCCUGAUCUGGAGAUCAUGAACAAACCGCCUCGCAAUCCCAAAGAGUCCCUCAUAAGCGGCUGGCUAUUCUUCCGCUACAUCGCCAUCGGAGUGUAUGUCGGCCUGGCAACGGUUGGGGCAGCGACUUGGUGGUUCAUGUAUGAUGAAGAUGGUCCGCAGGUCACCUUCAACCAACUGCGGCAUUUCAUGCAAUGUACACCAGAGCACCCACUCUACAAAAACAUUGAGUGUGGCAUCUUUGAGUCUCGUUAUCCUACAACCAUGGCCCUGUCUGUCCUAGUGACCAUCGAAAUGUGCAAUGCACUGAACAGCUUGUCUGAGAACCAGUCCUUGUUGAGGAUGCCCCCCUGGGUGAAUAUCUGGCUGCUGGGGACCAUCUGCAUAUCCAUGUCACUGCAUUUCCUGAUCCUCUAUGUGGAGCCAUUGCCCCUGAUAUUCCAGGUGACCGCUCUAAACUGGCCUCAGUGGGUUGUGGUCCUGAAGAUUUCCCUGCCUGUCAUCUUGCUGGACGAAACGCUCAAAUACAUAUCCCGCAACUACGUAGAGGAUGAAGAAGAGAACAAGUACCUGAAGCGAAGACAGCUGAAGUUCUAGGAGCUGGCCUGGGAAUCUCACUCCUGGAGUGUCGCAUGUAUGACUGUCACAUGAUCCGACACUUAGGGAGUGAACAGCUUGCAUUUUCCAGUUUUGUAGCUUUCCCUGAAUAUAAUUGUGCAAUAACUGGACAUCUGGCUUAUGACAGAAAUGUGAGUGUCUGUGACAGUAAAACAGUCAACUGGAAUGAACUCUAAAAACAGCAUGUUGGUAACCUUGAGCAUUCCGCAGAAUGAUGUAGUAGUUCAUAUAGUAUUUCCUAAUAGCCCUGUGCCUUUCAUCCUUCUUGUGCUUGUUGUGGAACGUAGAACAUCUGAGCCCAUGAAUCUCCCCCCUUCUGUAAGGACAAUAACCAUAUUGAAAAGACACAAAUGAUCACUCACCAAUAGUUACCUUUUGGUCUUUCUCUUGUGAAAACCAGGCUGAUAUCCUCCUCUGCAAUGGUAGGGAAAUCACUUUUUACUUCAGUUCCUAUUGCAGUUUGCAGUUGGAUCCAGACAGAAGAAAAUUAUAAGAGUUUUGUGGCAUCAAUCUGUCCAAAGCUCUUGAAUAGUGGAGUUGUCAUUUAUGGGUUAACUAGGCCAUAAAUACCAAAAGCCAGACAAGUCAGAUUCUGCUAUCACUGAAAACCCAUUGAAUAGGAUUUACGAAGGACUUUCAUAAUCCCAAUCUAGUCCCUAGGCUUGCCUACUGUCCUGUGUGUAUACACAUGUGAGUCUGAAGUACAAAGAUAGUAGCAGCAAGUUCAAAAAAUGUCAAUAACAACGUGGUGUGAUUCUCUAAGGAGGUUGCUGAAAAUUCAAACUCACUGGUUAGUUGGGCUUGUGUCAUCAUUUACAGCAUAAAAAAGGAGUUUCCCUCUGACAAUUAGGUUGCUGCACACCCAUUUAUUAUCCAUUUAGGAAUGGGUCUCAACACCAGGAAGAGCUAUCAAGCUAUCCAGAAGCAUGUUGCUAAGAAAUUGGAGUUAUUGACAGGAGCUCAGAGUAUUUUGGAUGGAUGAUUUCCCAUUUCCCAUUAGCAGUACAGCACUGGAUCCACUCAAAACCCACUUUUUACAUUCAACAAAUGAAAAGGUGCUAAAACGGAGAUAAUUUCUACAGCCCAUUCUGCGGAAUUCUCAAUCACUAAUCUGGACAUGAGAUUUUUGUGUCAAAUUUUAAAGCAAAGCUCUCCCAUAGUUAAUUAUCUAAAUACAGUCCAGUAUAUAUUUUCCUGUCAUUUCUGACACACACACACACACAUGCACACAACACAUACACACAUUUUGUUUCCUAUUUUGCCAGGUAAAAAAUUCCAGUGGUUUGUUUACUCAUAAAAUUGCUGUUUUGAGAGGAUCCUCCCUCCCCCAGGAUGUGUAGAGAAACACUUACAGGACCUCUUACAUCAUUAGACCAGCACUAUUGCCAACUCUUACACUGCAGAAUUUUCGACUGUAUUAAUUAACAGGAGAAGAGAAUUGUUUGUUUUCACUGUAAUUGAGAUGUCCUGUAUUUAAAGGGUUUUUAUAAUUUUUUCUAAAUGUUACAGACUACAAUAUUUUGAAUAGGUUGACCAAAUAUGGAUCUCGGAGACUAUUGUUUUUUCUGUUCCUCCGCCAUGUAGUCCACAGCUCUCUGAAUGUGGAACGGGUGUUUGGUUGGGUGUGGGAGAAUGGAGCUUGCUUUGCAGUAAUCUUUGCUGGGGAACAAAGUACAUUUUCAGGUUUCUUAUUCUCACAAUGUGUGUCCAGGAACUUCAAAUGGCAUUGUAGGAACCGGUCGUUAAUCUAAUACUUAACGACACAGUUUGGUCAUUCCUGCUGCCCUCAUAUCGGUGCACAAUUCAAUCUUUUUUUUAACUGAACCACAUGGAGUUGCUUCACUGAAGCAGGAUCAGAGGCUAAAAAUCCUGAGAGAGAAUUUCCUCUCUUUGCUACUUACAGCAACGUUGUAGCGCACCCAUAAACAGAUUUAGGAUCUCCUCAUGCACCAAGACAAUACCCUGACAGCCUCUAAGCAACAAAGGAAAUGCUUUUAUACUAUAGCCUAGUGUUAUACCUGCCUCCUAAAGACACGACUGCAAAUUAUAGUGACUUUAACUGCUUUUCACUCAAAUCUGCAGGAUGAGAACAGGAGAGAAAUCCUUGUGCACGUUCACAAUAUCAGCAAAUGUUUCACUCAUUUUUUUUUUCCUGUCAGAAUUGUUGGGCUGCAUUUUCAUGGAGACAGGCUGGGAUAUGGGAGAGCUGGCGAAAUGGAGUAGAAAGACAUUGAGAGGGGAGCUCAGCAUCUUCCUGCCACCAUGGCAUAUUGCCAGUGGCAGGAACCUUGGUGGUGCGACCGCCCAUCGGGCAGCCAAUUGGGCCACUUAAGUGGCCAAUAAUGGGCUCCUUCUUGCUCCUGCUGGCAUUUUGCCCCUGCUGGGAGGGCCUGCUGCCACUUGGGGAAAUGGUCGAUUAAACACUGGUGCUCUCCCAGCGAGUUCCAGAGGGGCCCUCCAUGCUGGUUGCUCCAGGGCCCAUGAACGGGCUUCCUGGCAGCAAUGACUGCCCCUAGAGUGACAUGCCACUGGUGCUCCACCCUUUGACUGGGCCAGCAACUAUGGGGUUGGGCUACCAUCCUUAAUUGGAAGGCAGACCCAGCAAUGGCCUCUUAAUUGGCUGCUGCCAGCAAUAUGCUUCCCCAGUUCCUGCUGCUGCUGCCAAAGUGAAGAUGCCUCUCGUUUUGGCCCCAGGAUAUGCAGUAAGCAUUAUUUUGCCUGUUGUGGCUGAUUGUGUAAAGUAUGUGUGAAGAAUUUCCUUGCCCUUUGACCUUAGUUCUCUGGGCCAGUAGAUCUUUGUAGAAUACGCAGCCAAUGCUCACAGCUUUGGUGAAAAUAUUUCUGACUGGGAUAUACUUGUAAAUUGUGUAGACUCAACUGAACAGCAACUGAGAGGCACUACAAAGCUAAUUACAACUGGACACUAUUAUUCCACCUCCCUGCCUCUGUCUCGUACCAUUUUCUAGAAUUUUUAUUUUUAGUAUUUCAUUCCUGACAAAUGUGUAUUGUAUUUGUUUUGAAGUUGAGUUCAUUUUUUUUUACAUCCUUUCUCUUUCUCAUGCCCUUACACAUGCGUUAGGCAUGUGAAUCUUGCCGGAUAUAGUUGUCUGUGAACUAACAAUGACCUCCAGGCUGUGUGUGGGGCCGAUUGUUCACUUUCACCUUAGCCCUAAGUGAGUCAUAGCCUCUUCCACAAGUGACAGAAUGUCUGCAACUUCUCACCUAAUCCAAUAGGUGCAGGCCAUAGACACCAAAGAACAUCAAAUGAGCUGUAAAUUCUAGGGGAUUGGUGCUGCUGAAACAACAUAAAUGCUCGUUAUAUUUUGUUUGCUAUUCAUACUUCAUUUGUUAAAAAUCACAUUCUGGCACAAUGCAUCCUAAACACUAUGUCAACUUUGUUUUCAUAGCCCUCAAUGGCUUCAUCACCUUUCCAUCUUGGUAACAUUCUUCAGCCCUACAACCUUUCACGGUCCUUGUGUUCCUCCAAUUUUGGCCUCUUGCGCAUCCCCACUUCUUUUGCCUCACCACUGGUGGUCACGACUUCAGCUGCCUAGACUCUAGGUUCAGGAAUUCCCUCCUGAAAACUCCCCUCCUCUCUGCCUCUCUCUCCACCUCCCAAACUGUGUCUCCCUCUUUGAGAUACUACUUCAAACCUACACUUUGACCAAGCUUUUGGUCACCUACCCUAAUCUCUCCUCCUGCAUUUGGUUCAACUUUUGUUUAAUAACACGCUUUCCUGUGUUAAAGACACUUCAUAAAUGCAAGUUGUUUUUAAGACUGCAAUUGUGAAUAUUAGGAUGAAGGAGUUCUUAUGUUCAGCUCUUGUUCCAUCUUAACAAAUGGGAGGAUCUACUAGCUUGACGUGUAUCACUGUCCUGGGCAUGCUCAGUGGCACCCCUGUGUUAUGGGACCUAGUUUGCCAAUCACCUGCAGAGAAGCCUAACUGCUCAGGGGCCAUUUUAAUUGUUGGACCAAACCAACAAAGAUCAUGUGGCUGAGUACGGAGUACACAGCACCUACAAUUAAAGCUUUGGUGGAGAUGUUCCGACAAGGCUUAUAUCUGUACACUGUGUGUAUCGUAUAGAACUGUCAAUAGAUCUUAAAGGGUCACGUUCAAUGAAGGUGGUUUACUGGAUAGACGGAGGCAGUAUCUGCAAUCCCAGCUACAGUACAAAAAGAAACUCAUCCAAGCCUAUCCACUCUGCUUUAAUAUUGGCAUUGCACUGUUAACGCUCAUUUUUAGCUGUCUUUUGAAUUUUCUUUAAAUUCUGACAAUGCACAUUCUGCUCUCAGUGUUUACCCUUGGUGGGCUGGUUAGAAUAAAUUAUCUUCAGUGUGAUGAAGGCUGAGUGUCAUCCCACUGCACUGAAUCCCAUGGCCUGCAGCGGUUCCGGAAGGCAGCUCACCACCAUCUUCUCUAGGGCAAUAAGGUAUGGGCAAUAAAUUCUGGCCUAGCCAGUGAAGCCCACAUCCUCUAAAUGAAUUUAAAAAAACCUCCUCUGUGUUCCUUCUGAAGUCUCUGUUUCUGCAUAUGCAUAAGGCACCAUCUUGGGAAAUCGGCUGGCUACAUGUGAGGGAGCAGACCAGGAUGUUUAAUAAUGAACAGGUAGUGCAGUGGUUACAGACCAGGCUAAUAAACCAAAGAACAUGAGUUCAAAUCUCACUAUAGUCGGGGCCUAAUACUGACCAUUGCCUCUUUUCUAUGGACCUGUUCUGGGCAGCUUUUUGUUUGUUAAUGACCAUGGUAAAAAUAUGCUAGUAAAGGUUUAGAUCUUUUCCCCAGUACUAAUAUAAAGCCAUUUAAAAUAAACUGAUGCUCACUGUUGACAGUCUUGUUCGCUUAAAAGCUACUUCUGUCAAGACAAAUAGACAUUAAUGUGCAUUUGGAAAACUCCUUUUGACCCCUGAGGCAGCCUAGAGUCACCUUGAUUUGACAGGAUUUUCCCUUGGUGAGGGUAGAUGGUUCAUAUUCUCCUCGUGGGUGAACAAGAUGUGGGAAUUCCAAACCAGAGCUGAAUUGUGCCUGUAUUUUGGGGGGAAAAAAAUGUGGCUGAGAAUCUUUGUCUCUGCUUCACUGGAAAUGCAUGGCCUUGGAUCCCAGCACAGCUUCCCAUUACCCAUCAAACGCACGUUGUUGGAUUUUGCCACGUAGGUGGGCAGAGGCAGAGGCGGCAGCAAUUCCUCGCUAGCGGCCGGCAUGCUGGUCUGCCGCAAUGUUUCCAACCUCUGGAGGGUCACAGCUAUCCACCUGCCAGUGGUGGGUAGCCAUUAAAGUGCCAAGUAAAGAAACUCUCCACAUGCUGUCUGUAUUUUUCAGACAGCGGAUGUCCCCACCCCCCGAUGUGGCUGCACCCUGUAGCUGGCUCCGUGUGGCAGGGCAGGGGAGCCAGAAGAGCUUUCUGCAAAGCAGCCCAGCUGGGUUGCAAGGGCUGUAGCUAGGACUGCAGGCCAACCUGCGGAGGGGGAUAUUCCUCCUCAGCCUGGCAGUUGUGACCACAGUUUACUUUAAUGAAUGUUCAAUUCUUCAGAGGAUGUUCAGAUGCCCUUGAGGUCCCCUACUUAUCUCAGCAGCACCCACCUGUUCCUGUGGGACUGCCAAGGCUCCAGAGCUGCUGGCCCUCUGAGUCGGCCUGCAACAUUCAGAGCCUGCCUAUUGUCCGAGCUUGGGGGCAGCCAGUCAGGAGGCUGCAUCCCAGAAGAUCACUGAGCUGGUCUCGCUGCCGGCAAGUGAGAGGUCAGGACCCCCAUUUGGUUGGGGUCCUGAAGCCAGGGGAAAAUCCAGCCUAUGGUGUUAAAGGUCAGCCCUUUGGAUCAAGGAUAAAUGGAGAUGCUAAUUCUUGACAGGGGCAAGACAAAAUCAAAAAUGGGUUAAAUAACACCUUGAUUUUAAAGUGAGGAAUGACGAUUGAUGACCAAUUUAACAUGGAUGCUUAAGGCUGCUCCAAUUAAUCAAGGGAACAAUUUAACUUUAACGUAAGUGUCUCUUAUUAUUUCUGCUGCAGGGUAUUCUGUGCUUAAACUACUGUAAAUAGCUUGAGGAGUGUGGGGACAAUAAUGAAUUUGUUAUAUUUAUUGUACUGUUCCACUUUUGCUAGCUGAAUUUUGAAGUGAAGUUUUCUAAACAUAACUAUGGCAAUAAAGUAACAAUCCUGGACUUCUCCAUCA
This is a messenger RNA of Carcharodon carcharias (great white shark), 9354 nucleotides long. RefSeq names its product ATPase sarcoplasmic/endoplasmic reticulum Ca2+ transporting 3 (gene atp2a3). NCBI's taxonomy places the organism in Eukaryota, Metazoa, Chordata, Chondrichthyes, Lamniformes, Lamnidae. Gene Ontology annotation, molecular function: P-type calcium transporter activity; ATP binding; ATP hydrolysis activity. The coding region runs from base 148 to 3168 and encodes 1006 amino acids. Gene Ontology annotation, cellular component: membrane. Gene Ontology annotation, biological process: intracellular calcium ion homeostasis; calcium ion transmembrane transport. The record is from RefSeq and is a predicted model, not a curated record. The transcript has 21 exons.